AUGGUGGCAGCGGUGCCUAGCCGAAAUGGCCACGCCGCCAGCCCUUUUGCCGUCAACGAUUUUGCCGCCGCCAAAGCCCCUGGACACAUCGGGCAACGCCUGGCUUGGAUGGAAAACUUGGAAGAUGUCCGCAUGUCGAAGUGUAGCAUACAAACUGACUGUGUCUGGCAGUACUUGCAGUCGAAAACUUCGACCGUGCGUCAGGCCCAUCGAGGCUGGGCACUGAAAGAAGAAGAGUACGUGAAAAACAUCCGCUUGAAUUUGGACACUACCGAUCCCAACAUGGGUGUGGUACGAGCUACGUGUUCUCCCUCAAUGAAGAGUGGAGUUUACGUAGUUUCUGCGUGGUUUCAGAAAACAACGGGCAACGUCGUUGGAGCGCACUGCCAAUGUGUCGCCGGCUUGAGUGAAACCUGCCAGCAUGUUGCUGCGGCGUUGCUAGCAGUUGCAGAGAAAGCAGCUGACAAGACGACUUGCACCGACAUUCCAUGCAGAUGGAUUGUACCUCCAGAAGCCAAGAAACCAGCUCCAAGAUUGCCCCUCAAAGAAAUUGCAUUCCAGCGACACUUGGUCAACCAACCAGCUCGCCAAAAACUAAAAAGGGAUUACGACCCCUCCAGUAAGUUGGUGCCAUGUGGCGACGUGGCUGCUCUGAAAAAGAAGCUGUGCACUUCUUCCCCAACGCUGCAGCUAUUGCGUUAUCUUGGCACUGCAGAACACAAGCCUCCCAAGAGAGUAGUUGACACAAUAAAACUUAAGAUAGCAGAUAGCGACAACUUGUGUGACAAACAUGUACAGUGCAUAAUAAGUGAUCAUCUACAAUCACAGUCGGCUUUAGAUGAUGCUCAGCGUGAACAUAUCCGCCUUCAAACUGUAGGCCAGGCAGACAACAAACAGUGGCAUGCUGCACGCACUGGCCGUCUAACUGCAUCCAUGUUCAAAAGGUAUUGCCGUUGUGUAAAGCCUGAAGGCUUAUUGAAGACUGUGCUUUAUCCUAAUGGUAAAGCAAUGUCUGAGGCCAUAGUUUAUGGACGGAACCAUGAAAAGGAUGCUGUUGAUUCCUAUGUGCAGCUCCAGCAGUUGAGAGGCACAAAUGUGCAAAUCCAAGAAACUGGGCUGCACAUUCAUCAACAGUAUCCUUUUCUGGCAGCCUCACCCGACAGAAUUGUUCUUUUAGAUGGAGAGGAAGGCCUCUUGGAGGUUAAGUGUCCCUUCUCGAAGAAGGGUCUUGCAGUUGAGGAGGCAUGCAUAGACAAGAGGUUUUGCUGUUUUCUUGAAGAAGAUAAUGAAGUGGUACUUAAAAAAGAUCACCCCUAUUACUUUCAAGUGCAAGGGCAAAUGGCCAUCACUGGCCACGCAUGGUGCGAUUUUGUCAUUUGGAUAGAAAAUGAUGAAGCAGGUGAACCAGACUUCAUUCAUGUACAGAGGAUAUAUUUUAACCGUGACUUUUGGGAAAAUGAAAUGCUGCCAGCCCUUCUGCAUUUUGCAAAAUGGGCACUUGUACCCGAGCUGAUAACACAGCGCGUGAAACGACUCGGCAGGUUAUAUUUAAAUGGGCAGUAUGUUUCAUACAAAAAACUGCAGCAAGGCUUCUAUGUUUGCAAGCCUGGACAUGGCCUUGCAGUAACAUUACAGAGGCUGAAAUGA
Dermacentor silvarum is the source of this 1647-nucleotide messenger RNA. RefSeq lists its product as uncharacterized. The record is from RefSeq and is a predicted model, not a curated record. The transcript is spliced from 4 exons. Bases 1 to 1647 code for a protein of 548 amino acids. Lineage: Eukaryota; Metazoa; Arthropoda; Arachnida; Ixodida; Ixodidae. Gene Ontology annotation, molecular function: zinc ion binding.